Molecule: messenger RNA, 2434 nt
Organism: Hemicordylus capensis (graceful crag lizard)
Lineage: Eukaryota; Metazoa; Chordata; Lepidosauria; Squamata; Cordylidae
Gene: NOP2
Product: NOP2 nucleolar protein
Exons: 16
Coding region: 115-2217 (700 amino acids)
Biological process (GO): rRNA base methylation; maturation of LSU-rRNA
Cellular component (GO): nucleolus
Molecular function (GO): RNA binding; rRNA (cytosine-C5-)-methyltransferase activity
Source: RefSeq, a predicted model, not a curated record
AGAUAUCCGCCCAAUCAGAGAUCGCCUGGAGAGCGGAAGGAAGUCUGCUCGGCCAAGGGGAUCACCCACGUGGAGGAACCUGCCCCGUUGCGUAGGAAAAGGGUAGUUGGAGCUAUGGGGCGUAAGUUGGAUCCGACCCGCAAAGUGAAGCGGGGUCCAGGGCGCAAGGCCCGCAAGCAGCGCGGAGCUGAGGAGGAGCUGGUUCGCUUCCUGCCGCCUGCUCCUGAGGAGGGCACAAGGAAACUCUCCAGUCAUGCUCGGCGAAGAGCUGCAAAGAGGCGAAUCAAAUGUGUGAAGUCCCAAACGGGCAAGAAUGUCCUUGAACUCCAGGAAUUGACAGCUGCAAAGAAAUUACUCUCAAGUGCAAAUGAGGGAGCAGCAUCACAAGAUGGCUCCCAACCGGGCUUCAGUGAUGACAAUGCUGCGUGGCUUACUCCUUCUGCCUCUAAGGAAAAGAGAUCCAGACCUGAAGAGAGUGAUGAAGAGAAUGAUGUGGCAUUCCAUGAGAGUGAUGAGGAUGAUAUAAGUGAGGAUGGGAUGAUGGACGACUAUGGAGCCUUGUCUGAUGAUGAAGAGGAACUCCUUCCUAUUGAACAAGCUGCCCAGAAGCAGAAGCUGGAGGGGGAAGGCUUCAGUGAAGACAGCAGUGAAGAGGAGGAGGAAGAUCCCCUACAACAAAAGCCAGAGGGAGAGCAGGAGCAAAACAAGGAGACAGACCUGCAGCUCAACCUAGAGGCAGACGAGCGCUUUGUGCUGCCCAGUGGGCAGGAGAUAGAGAAAGAAGCUGUUCAGCCCCCUGACCUUCAGCUCAUUCACCAGCGAAUCAAGGAGAAUGUAGAGGUGCUUCAGGACUUCAGUAGCAAGCGAGAGGAGGGUCGCUCUCGGCAGGAAUACCUGACCCUUCUGCAUCGGGACCUUUCUGCCUAUUACUCCUACAGUGACUUCUUGAUUGGAAAGAUGAUGGAGCUCUUCCCACUCUCUGAGCUGAUUGACUUCUUGGAGUCCAAUGAGGUUUCUCGGCCUGUGACCCUUCGCACCAACACGCUCAAGACGCGGCGCCGUGACCUAGCACAAGCCCUGAUAAAUCGGGGAGUGAAUCUAGACCCUUUAGGAAAGUGGUCUAAAACGGGACUGGUUGUGUAUGACUCCUCUGUGCCCAUCGGUGCCACCCCAGAAUACUUGGCUGGGCAGUAUAUGCUGCAAGGAGCAUCGAGUCUCCUCCCCGUCAUGGCUCUUGCCCCCCAGGAGAAUGAGCGCAUUCUGGACAUGUGCUGCGCCCCAGGAGGCAAGACCAGCUACAUAGCUCAGCUGAUGAAGAACACCGGUGUGAUCCUUGCUAAUGACAGCAAUGCCGAGCGGCUGCACAGUGUGGUGGGGAACAUGCACCGCCUGGGAGUCACAAACACUGUUGUAAGCCACUGUGACGGGCGCCAGUUCCCCAAGGUGCUGGGUGGCUUUGACAGAGUCCUGCUUGACGCUCCAUGCAGUGGCACAGGUGUUAUCUCAAAGGACCCCACAGUCAAAACAAAUAAGGAUGAGAAGGACAUUUUGCGCUGUGCUCAUCUGCAGAAGGAGCUGAUCCUCAGUGCCAUUGACUCGGUCAAUGCCGCCUCAGAGACUGGGGGAUACAUUGUCUAUUGUACCUGCUCAGUCAUGGUGGAGGAAAAUGAGUGGGUUGUGGAUUAUGCCCUGAAGAAGCGCAAUGUCCGCUUGGUGCCAACAGGUCUGGACUUUGGCAGAGAAGGAUUUACCAGGUUUAAGGAGCGUCGUUUCCACCCUUCCUUGAAAUCCACACGGCGUUUCUACCCUCACACCCACAAUAUGGAUGGCUUUUUUGUUGCUAAACUCAAGAAGUUUUCCAAUGCUAUCCCAAAGGCUCAGAAAGACGAAGAACCUCAAGGGGAGCCAGGUGUGCAGACAGAAAAAGAGGGAUCUGCUCCGGCUGCAGCUGAACCUCGGUUUCCAGGGAAGAAACAUGAGGAGUUGAAAGUUAAGAAGCAGACUGCAAAACUGGAAUCUUCUGCAGCAAUAGCAGCGAAAGUGCAGGUGAAGGGCAACUUGAAAAGUGACAAACAAAAGAAACGGCUGCUAGGCGCACAGCGAGGCUCCCUCCAGAAGCGGCCCAGGCCCAUGAAGGCUGCCCGGCCCUCCCAUGGGGGUCUGAGGGCUCAGCCAACUCCCAGCAAGAAGCGCAAGGUGCACCGGAGCCACCAAUAGGGGUGUUUUCUCCAGUAACUGCUGGCCAGUGCUAAAAAGACUGGUGGGAGAUGAUGUUGUCCAGGGCACUAGUUCUGAUGAGAGCUACGCUGGGUUGGCUCUCAUUCAUUCUCCUUCAUGCUGGGGCCUGCUUCCGACAUUUAAUUUACUUUUAGCCCUGUUUAAGGGCAGAGACUGUCUGAAUGAGACACUUCAGUCAUUAAAGAUUUUGCCACUU